This is a messenger RNA of Bufo bufo (common toad), 864 nucleotides long. Its product is annotated as fibrinogen-like protein 1. The transcript has 6 exons. The coding region runs from base 1 to 864 and encodes 287 amino acids. The record is from RefSeq and is a predicted model, not a curated record. NCBI's taxonomy places the organism in Eukaryota, Metazoa, Chordata, Amphibia, Anura, Bufonidae.
AUGGCCAUCGAAGUCUCUGAUGCUGAUGUGCAGUUUGGAAGGUCUUCCUAUCUGGUUUGUCAGGGUGUAAAUGUACUUGAGGUCAAGCCAGUGUUCACCUUUAUCAACAAAAAGCGUCAAGUACAUGAGGGGAUGAAACUGGAGAACUUGGGUCAAUCUGAAGUGGUUCAAGGAUAUGACUGCUCGGAUAUAUGGCAAAGAAGUAAUAUUAGUACCAGUGGAAUAUACAUGAUAAAACCAAAGGAAGCUGAAUUAUCUUUCCCGGUAUACUGUGAAAUGUCUGAAAAUGGUGGCUGGACUCUAAUUCAAAGACACAAUGGAGCCGAUGGAUUGAGUUUUGAGAAAAUGUGGAAAGAGUAUGAAAAUGGAUUUGGCAACCUCGAAGGUGAACACUGGCUUGGGCUCAAGUACAUUUAUGCCCUGACAAACCAGAAGGACAGGUCCUCCCAACUGCACAUCAGCAUAGGGGACUUUGAUGGCCAUGAAGCUUAUGCAAGAUAUGAUUCCUUUAGCAUAGCCAAUGCAAGCAGCUACUAUAAAUUGUCAGCAGGAAAUUACUCGGGUACAGCCGGAGAUGCCUUCCUUGGAGAUGGAACAAACGGCACCAAUCAGCACGGCAGCACAUUCAGCGCUGUAGAUCUUGCCACUGACAAUUGUCACCCAUUUUGUAUGCUUGGGGACAUCAUUUACCUCAGCUGUAGUAAACAAUUCAGUGCCGGCUGGUGGUUUAACGCCUGUGGAUCUGCAAAUCUGAAUGGCGUUUGGCGCUCACCACCAAGAUAUAGAUACUGGGCCUCAUCAGUGUCGUGGCCAACAUGGAGACCCAGAGAGUCCCUGAAAUUCAGUAAAAUGUAUGUGAUCUAA